Molecule: messenger RNA, 915 nt
Organism: Didymosphaeria variabile
Lineage: Eukaryota; Fungi; Ascomycota; Dothideomycetes; Pleosporales; Didymosphaeriaceae
Exons: 3
Coding region: 1-915 (304 amino acids)
Source: RefSeq, a predicted model, not a curated record
AUGACAGACAUUUCUGGAUUGGGAGAACCCCUAUACACUCCUCCAAAUGCGGUCAUAGACAUCGUGUUUGUCCACGGCCUCGGUGGCCACAGGAUCAACAGUUGGACGUUCCAGCCCACGGAUGAGUUCCCGAAGAAAAUAUUCUGGCCGAAAGACCUACUACCAAAAGUCUGCAACAACGCGCGCAUCUUGUCAUUCGGGUACGAUUCGAGAUUUGUCGACUUCUUCCCCAUCUUUAGCCGCAAAACCCUUCCUGUGGGCACAACAGUGGACGAUCAUGGUAGUGCAUUGCUACAGAGCCUGGCCGGGCUGAGGAGUACGACGUCUUCCUCCGACCGCCCAAUCAUCUUCAUAGCGCAUAGUCUGGGAGGUUUGGUCGUUGCAAGCGCUCUUGCUAGAAACCAUGGAGUCAAAGAGUCAGGGAAACAGCUUGUCGAUAGUACAUUUGGGAUAGUCUUCCUUGGCACGCCUUUCGAAGGCUCUGCGAAAGCUGGGUGGGGUCGGGCAGCCCUCCGAUACGUCUCGCUCGUUGCUUCAACCAAGAAAGAUGGUGUGAAGGAUUUGGAAGAAAGGUCCCAGAAAUUGAUUGAAAUCAAUUCAGCGUUCUCUAAGCUGCUAAAAGACCGGGACCGAGAUCGAAUGAGGCAACCACUUGAGGUUGCCUGUUUCUUCGAAGAGUACCCGACCUUCGUGGCGGGGAAGGACAUCGGAAUAAUCGUUCCGAAGAGUUCUGCUGGAUCUUUAGCAGGCAUAGAUCCCGUACCCAUAUCUGCAAAUCAUGCCGGAUUGUCUAAGUUUGCAGGAACUUUCACGAAUGGAUACGUGAUGGUCUCCAAGCUGAUAGUCGAAUGGAUCAAUAGCUUGGGUGAUGCACUCACUGAAACCACUGGCGCGGUAAAGUCAAGCCCCGUGUAA